Racocetra persica is the source of this 307-nucleotide messenger RNA. The record is from the annotation of a GenBank genome assembly. NCBI's taxonomy places the organism in Eukaryota, Fungi, Glomeromycota, Glomeromycetes, Diversisporales, Gigasporaceae.
UGGUGGAGUACCAGAACACCCAGAACAUGCAAAUUUACAGGAACCACAGCGGACCGAACAUUUUGAAGUACAAACACCAGAAAUGAAAUUGAGAGAACUGCAAAAAGGUGCAUCGGUACAAUUGGAAGCAACAAAUAUACAGGUACCGCACCGACCAGUGCAAACAGAACUACAUUCAGGAUAUUGUUUAAUAAUAGGAGAGGCUAAAAUCGUAGAGAAGACGAUCAAGAAGAUCCAGAAGAUUAAAAUUUUAAAUUCCAUCAUCAUGAAUAAUGAAAGGGGAUCUAGAAAAUCAGGUAACAUUUAA